Messenger RNA from Marasmius oreades (fairy-ring Marasmius), 1924 nucleotides. RefSeq lists its product as uncharacterized. Bases 221 to 1924 code for a protein of 567 amino acids. Gene Ontology annotation, biological process: protein phosphorylation. The record is from RefSeq and is a predicted model, not a curated record. NCBI's taxonomy places the organism in Eukaryota, Fungi, Basidiomycota, Agaricomycetes, Agaricales, Marasmiaceae. Gene Ontology annotation, molecular function: ATP binding; protein kinase activity. The transcript has 11 exons.
GCAUUAUUGAACUGACAGCGCCAAUUCCUACUUUACCUCAUGAAAUACCGCGCCAUUCUUCUCGACUGAGAAGGAUAAUGUCCUCAAUAGCAAAGGUAGAACAAGGGAAUUCAGAUAUCGACCAUUGGAAAUCAACGGGUGGUCGAAGGAAUCGGUGGUAGACUGGCUACAGGAGGAAUCUCGAAGACCUACAUCGGACCCAUCCUAUCGAAGGAAGUGUAUGAAAUGCCUUGAUGUACUCGUCAGAAGAUACCACAUAUUUCCCUCUUCGUUUUUCAUCAAGGAUAUCAGUCUAGAUGGUCACCGCCCCAAGAAACGAGGAGGAUUCGCUGAUAUAUAUAAAGGGACCGUUGGAGCCGGAAAUGUAUGUCUGAAGCGUUUGCGGCUAUACUUGGACUACGACGAAAGCAAGCUAAACGCAGUUAUUUCGGAUUUCUGCAAGGAAGCGUUGAUCUGGACUCAACUCUCGCAUCCCAACAUCCUUCCGUUCCUUGGUAUCAAUGCUGAUCUAUUUGAGCCCGAACUAUGUCUUGUUUCCCCUUGGAUUAUCAACGAUGAUAUCGUUUCCUUCUUAACGAAAAAUCCUGAUCAUGAUCGGCUGCAGUCGAUAUGUGAUAUUGCAGCUGGGCUGGAAUACCUACAUUCACUGAGUCCUGUAAUUGUGCAUGGAGAUAUCAAAGGAGGAAAUGUUCUUGUCGAUGAGAACUGCAAUUGCCUUUUAUCAGAUUUUGGAUUGUCAAAAACACUAUCUCACACCACGGGACAAACAACGAACACGAGUUUAGGAGGGUCCGUUCGUUGGAUGGCGCCGGAACUCUUCGACCUUGAUAUGGAAAAUGGAGAGAGGCAGUACAUGUCACCCCGAGAUAUAUACGCAUUUGGAUGUACCAUCCUCGAGAUCAUGACAGGAAAACCUCCUUUUCCUAAGCUUCACGAUGCGGCCGUCAUGCACCAGAUCGUCCAUAAUCAUGCACGGCCACCAAAACCUGCCGAUGGAUGGUGCCCAGGCGACGUAUGGAACCUGGUUGAACGAUGCUGGCACAGGGAUCCAUCGCAGAGACCUGGGGCAACGGCGAUCAACGCUUACCUGAACGUGUUGAAGGAAGGAAAACCAGGGCUUGAAUUGCUACUCUGGCACCGUAUCAUCGCACCUGAAAAAUCGAUCGGAAUUGCAGCAACUAUCAAUUCUUUGGUGUCCCUGGGCUUCUCUCCGUAUGAGGUUCACAAACAGAUGCACAAGCAUGGGAACAAAAACCAGAUUGUCUUGCCUAUUCUGAGACAAGCCGCAUGUGAUAAUGUGAAUGCGAAGCAAUCUGAGGUUCUUUUCUAUACUUCAGUUGCCGCAACGACAGUCAAGGAGCUACGACGAACGAAUGUUUAUUAUCAGACUUCGAGUGGGCAAAUAGUCGAAGCUCGCACUGAUAGGCAGGAGGUGACAACCAUUUUCAGGGCUGCAUUAUUCAGCCCUCUUGCUGCCAUCAACUACAACGGCGGGGAAGAGAUACGUGUUUAUUAUCUGGACCAGGAUUCUAUUCUUCAGGAAUAUUGUCGCUCCGGGAGUGGUCAGUGGUAUUUUGGUGACCUCGGUGAUCUCAAGGUCAAAGCCGGCUACAAUACGUCUUUGGCCGCUAUCUGUUGGAAUGACAGUAGUAUUCUUCAAAUUCGCGUCUUUUAUCAAGAAUUCGAGUCCAACGUUAUCAGGGCAGUAGGUCGUGAUACUGGCUCUUGGCACAAGCGCGAAAUGUUUAUCUCUGGCGCUGUUCAUGGUACUGCACUUUCGAUCGUCAGGAUCUGGUACCGCGGGGUCCCACACAUUCGAAUCUAUUACCAGGAUGCUGGUCUAUUUAUCCGUGAAAUCUGUUGCAAUGAUCGCACUGAGCGAUGUUACCGAGGUUGGUAUUCGACAGAUUUUUUGGCUGAAUGA